Salvia splendens (bonfire salvia) is the source of this 1476-nucleotide messenger RNA. RefSeq names its product G-type lectin S-receptor-like serine/threonine-protein kinase At1g11330. The transcript is spliced from 6 exons. The coding region runs from base 1 to 1476 and encodes 491 amino acids. NCBI's taxonomy places the organism in Eukaryota, Viridiplantae, Streptophyta, Magnoliopsida, Lamiales, Lamiaceae. Gene Ontology annotation, biological process: protein phosphorylation. Gene Ontology annotation, cellular component: plasma membrane. Gene Ontology annotation, molecular function: ATP binding; protein serine/threonine kinase activity. The record is from RefSeq and is a predicted model, not a curated record.
AUGAUUAAACAAUCUUAUAUUGCGAUUACCGCCAUCGUCUACUUGUCUCUAUGGGUCGGAUUCUGUAGAGCACAAGGCAACACCAACGCAUCAUCUGGUUCCUACGGGAGCAAUGGCGAGUGUGGGCCGUUCGGGAGCUGCAACACGCUAGAUGUACCACUUUGUAGUUGCUUGCACGGAUUUACUCAGCGAAAUCCUAGCGAUUGGGAGUCAGGGAACUGGAGCAGCGACUGCGAGAGAAAGGUCGCUUUGAGUUGUGGUAAUGGGACGACUACUAAUAGGUUCUGGAAGCUCGAAUCGAUGAAGCUUUCUGGCUACACGUCCCGAUUGACUGUGGCGAAAGAGCAGUGUGAAGGCGUGUGUUUGGGGAAUUGCAAAAGAGAAACCGUUGAACUUGGCAAUGUGACGGCGUCAGGAUCAAUUAAUACCUCUACUCCAGAUGUAUCAAGUCGAGUUAAUUUUGAAGACAUACCGUUGUUUAAGUUUGAGGAGCUAGCAAAUGCGGCCGAUAAUUUCUCUGAAGCUAACAGGCUAGGGAAGGGUGGUUUUGGCCCUGUCUACAAGGGAAUUUUGGCUAGUGGAAGAGAAAUUGCAGUCAAGAGGCUGUCAACUGCAUCUGGACAAGGGAUGCAAGAGUUUAUGAAUGAAGUGACGCUUAUUUCUAAACUCCAACAUAGGAAUCUUGUUAGAUUAGUCGGGUGCUGUGCAGAGGAUAGAGAGAAGAUGUUGGUUUAUGAAUACCUGCCUAAUAAAAGCUUGGAUUUUUUUCUAUUUGAUACAUCACAAGAAGUCCUAGAUUGGAGAAAGCGUUUCAAUAUUAUUGAAGGUAUAUGUCGAGGCCUUCUUUAUCUGCACAGAGAUUCUAGAUUGAGAAUAAUUCAUCGAGACCUCAAGCCGAGCAACAUAUUGUUGGACAAUGAUUGGAACCCAAAGAUUUCAGACUUUGGCAUGGCCAGAAUAUUUGAGGCCAAGCAAGAUCAUGUCAGCACAGUGAGAGUGGUGGGAACGUAUGGAUAUAUGGCUCCUGAGUAUGCAAUGGAGAGAAGAUUUUGGGAAAAAUCAGACACGUUUAGCUUUGGAGUUCUAGUGCUGGAGAUUGCUACUGGGAGAAGGAACACAAGGUUCUAUCCUAAGGAAGGCUCUUUGAACCUUCUGGGACAUAUUUGGACAACAUGGAAUGAAUACAGUGUCACGGAUUUAAUAGAUCCAAGAAUAUUGGGUUCAAGUUACCGGACAGAUGUGCUGCGGUGUAUACAUAUCGGAUUAUUGUGUGUUCAGGAACUUCCUAAAGAUAGGCCAUCUGUUUCGACUGUACUGUCAAUGCUAAGCAGUGAAGUUAUAGAGCUUCCUGAACCGAAGCAAUCGGCGUUUUCUACCAAGUCGAGCCGCCCUGAUACAGGUUCAAGUUAUUCGCAGCAGAGUAAGAGUAGUGGCUCUUUGAAUCAUGUUACUCUCUCCAUGGUGGACGGUCGAUGA